ACAACAGGAGUACAACAUAACUCGCGUCCCCUUGGACGAGUCUGACUCGUACCAGCAUGAAGGGGAACGUUCAAACCUUCGCAAAAUUUUCUGUGUACUGAAUGAAGCGGGUGUCAUUCAUCCACCUUGCAGAAAAUUUUCCGUGUACUCUCCGGUACGGAACCACUCUCUCCCUGCUUAAUCCUUACGCUGUUGGAAAGCAUCAUGUGUUUUGGUAGGUUCUCCUCUCGGUCGUCGUCGUCGGCGGCUGGCUAGAGGAAAAUCCAUCCCAAUCAAUACGAGCGGGAGCAGUGCAGAAGCGAGAGCCAGGGAAGCAUUCGGCCGUCGCCGCACGUAUCCUUUUGGAUGCGGACGGAGACUCCGGGACUCCGGUCGUGCGAAGGAAUCUCUCAGUUUUCCGACGGUUGCUGACGGUGGCGCAACACGCUGUCUUCGGAGAUCCAGGAUACGCGUUAACGUGCGUGUGAAUACGUCGCUGUUUUUUUCUUGUGAUUUUUUUUUCCUGAGGGCUGACUGACGGUCUGUCAUAAAAGUGUGACCAUUACAAAAAUAACCCACAAUGUCGCCUUGAAGAAGGAGGCCGGACUUGUGCUCGCCUGUGGAGAAGAAAAAUCGGACUUGGGGAGUUUCGGAGAGGAGUCAGGACGACCGGGAAGGACGCAUUUUCCAUUUCGCUAAUAAAAUUUUCCUCGCAUGAUUCGGUCGCAUCGUCGUCGCGGUGUUCGAUUUCACCUAUAGGCCGUGGCCGAGUUUUCCGAAGAACGAGUGGACAGCGGAGGAGGUGCGAUUAGCGUUUCGGUGUUUUCUGUGAAUUGUUCCGAGAAUGUUGGGGGCAUGAAAUGCCUCUCGACGGUACGUCCCAGGUGGGCUUUAGAUAACAUGUGUGUCGUGGUCGCGUACUUUGUGAGGUAAAAGCAAGUGAAAAGCCUGAAUGUUAUGUGCAGCAGAGAAGCAUUUCUUUGAAUAGCGAGUGGUGCAAUGGAAAAAGCUUCCUCUGCCAACAGGAAGUGCUUGCGAAACGCUGUUUGAAUAAGAAAAGGUCUUGAGGAAGCGUGGCAGAAGCGAGACGAAUACGCUCAAGCAGCAAGUAGUGAAGUGUUUUGGGUACUAGAGGGAAAAGAGAAUCCAAAGGAUGAAGUGACGACGACGAUGGAGAAGAAAAAUGCUGAAUGAAGGUUGUGUCGCUUUUUGUUGAAUUAUAUUUGGCUGGGAAAGGCGGCGUGUGCAUACAUCACAGUGACUUGUCAAACGAUUGUCGAGCAACCGAAGCAGUCAACCAAAAAUUCGCCAGAUCAAAAGUUGCCAUCCAGACCCGCAUAAACCAUUACGAACGGGCAGCUCACGUUUGCGAUACCGAUGUUGGAGUUUAUGACCCAGAAACAUUCAAUUGAAACAUAGUUGCCCAACCAAGGUGGUUCACGCAAAGCAUCAUCACAUUCAAUCGACCGGACCACCACCACCAUCAGCACCACACUAGAUGUGACUUCAUAAAGCUGGUCAAACGACUCCAGAGUGGUACGAGGACUGCAGCUGGGUGUUAAAACAGGAAGGCACACCGAACCCAGGGCAGCACUUGUGGAGAAGCUGAAAAUGAAAUUUAAUGGUUUCGUGAAUGUUUUAUGCUGCAAACUGGUGCUAAUUAUUUAUUUAGCCGAUGGAAAGCAGAUGCACGAAAAGGACAAACACGAGCCUUACAACGUGGACGGCGUGGAGGGACGCAGUAUCGAGUUACAAUGCCCAAUUACGGUCCCACUGUACGAGGUGAGCAUGGUGCUCUGGUUCAAAGACAACGCCGGAAUUCCUCUGUACAGCGUGGACGUACGUGACAGGAUUGGCCGGCAGCCGGCGCACUGGUCGGCGCCUGAAGUAUUUGGCUCACGUGCCAAGUUCAAUAUUGAUAAAUCACCUGCAUCGCUGCUGAUAAAGAAUCUGAAAAGACAUGACCAGGGAAUCUACCGGUGCAGGAUCGACUUCCGAACGAUACAAACGCAGACAUAUCGUUACAACUUGUCUGUUAUAGUGCUACCGGAGCAACCAGUGGUUCUGGAUCGCUGGGGACGGCUGAUGAAUGGAACCAAGCUCGGACCCAAGGAGGAAGGCGAUGACGUCGUUAUCACAUGUCGCGUUUCGGGAGGUCGACCCCAACCCGAAGUGCGGUGGUUGAUCAACGGUGUAAUUGUGGACGACCAGUACGAACAGAAUUCUGGCGAUAUAAUCGAAAAUCGGCUGUUGUGGCCGACAAUCCAGCGCAGCGAUCUAAAUUCGAUAUUUACCUGCCAGACCAUGAACACCAAGCUCGUCGAAGCGAAGGAAACCAGUUACGUGCUGGACUUACACUUAAAACCACUGUCGGUGAAAAUAAUUGAUCCACCGCAAGCGCUGGUGGCAGAGAAUCGCUACGAAGUGUCUUGCCGAAGCUGGGGCUCCCGGCCCCACGCCAUCAUCACCUGGUACAAGGGGCGGCGGGAAAUGACGCACACCAAGGACGACACCCAGAACCACAACAACACCGUCUCCACGCUCGUAUUUUCGCCGAAAAUCGAUGACGAUGGCAAAAAUAUGACAUGCAGAGCGGAAAACCCCGCCGUCAAAGGGUGGUUCCUGCAAACUACCUGGAAAAUGAAUGUUGUCUAUGCUCCACUCGUUUCGAUUCAGCUGGGAUCUACAUUGGUUGCCGACGACAUCAAGGAAGGGGACGAUGUUUAUUUCGAGUGCCACGUGAAAUCAAAUCCUUCAUGGAAGAAACUGCUGUGGUUCCAUGAUGACACUCUGCUGCUGCACAACGCGUCCGCCCGGGUUAUCCAAACCAAUCAGAGCCUGGUGCUGCAGAAGGUGGUGAAACAGUCGGCCGGAUAUUACGCUUGCAGCGCAAUCAACGGCGAAGGGGAAACCGUCAGCAAUCAGCAGUUUCUUCGGGUGAAGCAUGCUCCGGUGUGUGGCCACGAAAGAGUCGUCCUAAUUGGUGCAUCGAAAAACGAAAAUAUGGAAAUUUUAUGCGAGAUUUAUGCAGAUCCACCGGCCAGAUCCUUUCACUGGCGAUUCAACAACUCUGCCGAAAUUCUCGACGUGGACUCGCAUCGCUACUCGAACCAUGGAAAUUUCAGCGUGCUGCAGUACAUUCCCGUGUCGGAACAGGACUACGGAACACUUUCCUGCUGGGCUUCCAACGAGAUCGGAGUGCAGAGCGAGCCUUGCUUGUUUCAGAUCAUUUUAGCCGAUUUGCCUUCCCCGGUGACCAACUGCACGCUCUACAACCGAACGCAACAGUUUGCCGAGAUUCAGUGUGCACCCGGCUAUGACGGCGGUCUACCGCAGAUGUUUAUGCUGGAAUUAGUCUCCAAGAGGACCGGCACCAGAAGGUUCAAUUUUUCCAACAAACACGAACCAUACUUCAUGCUGGAUCACCUGGAAAAGCUCACCGCCCUGAUGGCAGCGGAAAACAACUCCCUGUCGUGCAUAGUCUUCGCCAUCAAUCAGAAAGGGGCCAGCCGGGGAGUAAUCAUUCCCAAUUUCGAAAUCGGCCACGUGCACCCGUUCCAAUCAGCUAGCAAACACUCGACGGAAUGGUUCCCGAUAGCACUCGGCGCCCUGCUUACCGUCAUAAUAUUGGCUCUCUCAAUUUCCACCAAAGCGUACUUUGGCCAGUGCUGGCUCAGCUGUCGUCCUCGGAGCCAAGCGGACCAACAGCGGAAUGACGUGAAAAUCACCCAGCAAACAAAAAAUAUUGUGAUAUCCAACGAUUUCGAAUGUGGCACCAAUUGUUUGAAGCGGAAAAGUACACAAACGCACAACCACCAGCACCAGCAGCAACAGCAGCAGCACAGGAGCAGUUUGAGGAAGAAAAACACGUCGAAGGAUGCCAACGAGGACGAACCGGACCCGGAUGUUAUUCCAGCCCAGUUCAAUAUGAUAUCAUCCUCUCCGAUGAUUUCCACUCCAAUGCUUGGAUCGAGGGAAAAGAACGACAGCUACGCAUUUGUCAACUAUUCGGCAAGUUCGUACUACCCUAAUCCGAUAGACCUGAGCAAUCUCAGCGCCGGCCUGGGAUUGGAUUGUCCAACGGCGUCCUUCGUGGUCGGUGGCCAUCCGGUGGCGAUGGCUCUGGAGAGCAGUGGCGGCAGUAGUGGAGGCGGACAUCAUUCCGGACUCGCACUCAACGGACCGAUCCAGCAGCAUCCGAGUGCAACUGCCAGUAGUAUUAGCAGCGCCACUGCCGCCACCGGUGGGUCCGAUCUGGACAUCAAUGUGAUUAAGGAUCGCCUCAUGACGACACGUGUACCGGAGAGCUGUGUUUGACCGGUGACGAACGAAGUUCUUGUCGUCGUCAUCGGCGUCGUCGUCGUGCCUCGUUUCACUCGAUUUUCCAACCACAACGAGGCGUUGCUGCUCCGGUGGCUGGCAACAAACAUAUCUCUGUCGCUUGGAAUCGUCGUCGUCGUCGUCGUCGUCGCCAAUGCCGCUGUACAUUCGACAAAUCUUUUCGUCCCGUGUGUGCUGCUGAAAAUGUGUGCUGCUACACUGUGAACCGUUUUCUACUGACGCUAGUAGAGUGAAGUCUUACCGAGUAUUUUAGGAUUAAAGUAUGUUGUACUGAUUUGUAA
Molecule: messenger RNA, 4601 nt
Organism: Aedes albopictus (Asian tiger mosquito)
Lineage: Eukaryota; Metazoa; Arthropoda; Insecta; Diptera; Culicidae
Gene: side-II
Product: titin
Exons: 19
Coding region: 1591-4296 (901 amino acids)
Source: RefSeq, a predicted model, not a curated record